Molecule: messenger RNA, 2416 nt
Organism: Lucilia cuprina (Australian sheep blowfly)
Lineage: Eukaryota; Metazoa; Arthropoda; Insecta; Diptera; Calliphoridae
Product: protein TAPT1 homolog
Exons: 3
Coding region: 159-2318 (719 amino acids)
Biological process (GO): maintenance of protein localization in endoplasmic reticulum; positive regulation of cilium assembly
Cellular component (GO): endoplasmic reticulum membrane; ciliary basal body
Source: RefSeq, a predicted model, not a curated record
AAAAAACAGUGACUCGUUCAAUAAAAACAAACAAAUUCGCGAUUAAAAUUGAAAAAUAAUAAAAUAAAUUUAUUGUUAUUGCUUAACUUUUACUACAUUAAAAAGUUCUAAUGUAAUUAAAUAAUUAAAUAGCUGAUUUUUUCUAAAGAAAAACGAAAAUGACUUCGAAAAAAUUAAGAUUUCGGGGUGAUUUAAAUUUUCAAAAUCGCAUUGAUGACUUGUACGAUGAGGUGGAUGGAGGUGCAGCAAUAGCUGGCUUCAGUCACAGACGUUCUAGUGGGAGUGUAAAUACACAUAAUAAAGACAGUAACGAUACAGCAACAAAAGUAGCCAAAGAAUCAGAAGAAGGCGAAAAGGAAGCUCCUUCGUUUAUGGAUUUUUUCAAAUUGGAAAUGACAAGAGGCUAUCUACUGGAACAUGAUGAGGAACGCUAUACAGCCAGGCGUAAGAAGAUUUAUUCGUUUAUGCGUAUACCUCGAGACCUGGAACGUUUUAUGGUUUAUGGCAUCAUGCAAUGUGCCGACUCAUUUCUGUACAUACACACAUUUUUGCCGGUACGUUUCGCAUUGGCAGUGUGGGGCAUGUUGACACGUCCUAUUGCCAGCUGUUUAGGUUUAAGAAGGCGUACACAACGUCUAUUGACACCGGCAGAAAUCUGUGACUUACUCAAGGGAACUAUAUGGAUUGCCGUGACACUUCUAAUGCUAUCGGUCGAUACGAAUCGAGUGUAUCACAUAAUUAAAUCGCAAUCUAUAAUUAAAUUAUAUCUAUUCUAUAAUAUGCUGGAAGUGGGUGAUAGGUUGUUAUCCGCUUUUGGUCAGGAUACUAUAGAUGCAUUAUUUUGGACAGCUACAGAACCGAAAAACUCGAAACGUGAACAUUUUGGUUUAAUAACACACAUUAUUUUUACAUUGAUCUAUGUGGUCUUGCAUAGUUUUCUGAUAAUGUUUCAGGCCACCACUUUGAAUGUUGCUGUAAACUCCAACAACAAAGGACUUUUAACCAUUAUGAUAUCGAACAAUUUUGUGGAACUAAAAGGAUCAGUAUUUAAAAAGUUCGAUAAGAAUAAUUUAUUUCAAUUGACUUGCAGUGAUGUACGUGAAAGAUUCCAUCUAUCCGUUUUACUUUUCAUAGUGAUGAUACAGACAAUGAAAGAGUUCGACUGGAGCUUUACACAGUUUUGUGUAAUGCUACCCGAUUGCUUUUCGGUGCUAAUAACUGAAAUUCUUAUAGAUUGGAUAAAACAUGCAUUUAUAACUAGAUUUAAUGAAUUGCCUGAAUACAUUUAUCGUGAAUAUACAACAAGUUUGGCAUAUGAUAUGACACAAACUCGGCAAAAACAUGCCUUUUCGGAUCAUUCAGAUCUGGUGGCUAGACGUAUGGGUUUUAUACCUUUUCCCUUGGCGGUAGUGCUGAUUAAAGCAAUUUACUCAGCGGUAUCGUUUAACAAUUUAGGAGCCUGGAUAUUGUUUUUGUUGGCAUAUGGUUUUGCUUUGGGCCUAAGGAUUUGUCUUACCAUAUGUGCUUUGGGAAAAGCUUGUAAAUUAAUGAAAGAACAUCAAGACGAGAAAUGUAAUUCAUCGACUCCAAGUUCCAUGACCAAUGUGCCACCUGUGGGCAGCAAUACAAAUACCGCUACUAUGGGUAUGCCGGGUGUGGAGAAUUUACCCAGCUCACCGCCUGUCAAUAAACAUAAUCGUUCAGAUAUGGCUACAUCACCUACACAUCCCUCUUCUGCUGAUAAUGUUGGUGGUGGCAGUAGUGUUGGAAGUUAUUCCUUGCAAAGAUCACUUACCGUGGACUUAACUCCUACGGAUAUGUUAAAUAUUUCAGCUAACACUUCUACCCCUAAACAAGUAAGCAAAACUUUAUCCAAUACUUCUUGCAACAGUGCCCCGGGUGUCUUGAAUAAAUCAUCACGUAAUAUGUCCUCAACCUCCUCUAAUACCCCCACUUCUGGCAACAAUAUAACACACAAUGAAAUGGACUUGGAUGUAAAGAGUUCUCUGGAAUUGGGUGCCACUGCCUUAUUUUCCAAUAGUGAUGUGGAUUUAGAUGAUGUUUGUUUAAAUGAACAUAUUUUAGAACCAAAUACUACUUCAUCUACAGCUGGUUUUGUAGAAGAAGCCUUAGCAAAAAGUGAACCAGACUUGCAGCAAACUUCCAAUGUCACCACAACACCUACCACCAGUAGUCCAAAAUCGACAACCACCACUGGUCAAACGAUGUUGGGCAGACGUACGCACAAAAGAUCUGAGUCCGAACCAAGUAUGCAAAGCAUAGUGGGUUCUUCGGAUUCCAGUGAAUCGCAGGCGUAGUGAAAUUUGUUAAAUAUUUUACUUACUUUCUAUUUCUAAACUAUUUCAUUUCGUUCUAUUUAAUGUUUCUACAUCAUAAAGACAAUAUUUAUAUUAAA